AUGGCCACCGAAAGACUCAAGUCCAUCGUCUCGCACAUCUCGCCCGCCAAGACCGGCAUCGCCCACAUCACCCAGAAGAACCCUGACGAUGUGGUCAUCACCCUCGCCAUCCGCACCCCGCUGACCAAGGGCAAGAAGGGCGGCCUGAAGGACACUCCCCUGGAGGGCAUUAUGCUCAAGAUCCUGGAGCAGGUCGUCGCCAAGUCGAAGCUGGAUCCUGCUCUGGUCGAGGACAUCUGCGUGGGAAAUGUCAGCGACGCCAAGGCUGCCUACUACAUUCGCGCUGCCAUGCUCGCUGCUGGCUUCCCUAACACGACCGCUGGCUCUUCGGUCAACCGCUUCUGCAGCUCCGGAUUGAAGGCUGUGCAGGACAUUGCCAACGCGAUUUCCGCCGGCAACAUCGAGGUUGGCGUCGGCAUGGGUGUGGAGUCGAUGACAAUGGGUGGUGACCGCCUCGAGCGUCCGUUCUGGGGCGAGGUGCUGAAGAACCAGGAGGCUUCGGAUUGCAUGCAGCCCAUGGGCCAGACGUCGGAGAAUGUCGGCAAGGACUUCAACAUCUCGCGCGAGGAGCAGGACCGCUUCGCUGCCGAGUCGUACCGGAGGGCCGAAGUUGCGCAGAAGGCGGGCUGGUUCGAUGACGAAAUCGCCCCAAUCAGCGUCACGGUCAAGGAUCCCAACACGGGCGAGGAGAAGAAGGUCACGCUCUCCAAGGACGAGGGACCCCGCUACGGCACCACGUUCGAGUCGCUCCAGAAGAUCAAGCCGGCCUUCCUGCCCCACGGCGACCGCAGCCACGCCGGCAACUCCAGCCAAGUCACUGAUGGCGCCGCCGCUGUGCUGCUGAUGAAGCGCUCCAGGGCCGAGCAGCUCGGCCAACCCAUCCUCGGCAAAUACGUCGCCGCGACGGUUGCAGGGCUUGCGCCCCGCAUCAUGGGUAUUGGCCCGUCGAUCGCCAUCCCUAAGCUGCUGACCCAGCUCAACAUUAGCAUCGACGACGUCGACGUUGUUGAGAUCAACGAGGCAUUCGCUUCCAUGGCGGUUUACUGCAAGGACACGUUGAAGAUCCCGCACGAGAAGCUCAACAUCCGGGGCGGCGCCAUCGCCCUCGGCCACCCGCUGGGCUGCACGGGCGCGAGACAGAUUGUCACGGGUCUUAGCGAGUGCCGGCGGCAGAAGAAGAAGAUUCUCCUGACGAGCAUGUGCAUCGGGACGGGUAUGGGUAUGGCUGGUCUUUUUGUCAACGAGCAACUGUAA
Diplodia corticola is the source of this 1254-nucleotide messenger RNA. Its product is annotated as acetyl-c-acyltransferase. Lineage: Eukaryota; Fungi; Ascomycota; Dothideomycetes; Botryosphaeriales; Botryosphaeriaceae. Gene Ontology annotation, molecular function: acetyl-CoA C-acyltransferase activity. Gene Ontology annotation, cellular component: peroxisome. The coding region runs from base 1 to 1254 and encodes 417 amino acids. Gene Ontology annotation, biological process: fatty acid beta-oxidation; phenylacetate catabolic process. The transcript has 3 exons. The record is from RefSeq and is a predicted model, not a curated record.